This is a messenger RNA of Strongylocentrotus purpuratus (purple sea urchin), 3681 nucleotides long. RefSeq lists its product as uncharacterized. The record is from RefSeq and is a predicted model, not a curated record. Lineage: Eukaryota; Metazoa; Echinodermata; Echinoidea; Camarodonta; Strongylocentrotidae. The transcript is spliced from 14 exons. Bases 53 to 3133 code for a protein of 1026 amino acids.
AUCGAAUUGUGUAAAGCGGCCCUCCUUUUAACAGGACAACAAAAUAAAGAAAAUGGCGAUGGAGGGAGAAACAGCUCCAACCGGGACCACUCUUUGCACCUCCAAAGCGAGUGCCCGUCCAACGAUGCGCAUCACUGGGGAAUACCGCUGCAUCAUACCAGCUAUGAGCACCGUCAUCGUUGUCGUUUUGGUCUGUAUUUUCCACGGUUCCCUGGUCGAGGGUCAGUUUGAGCGUGGUCCGACCAGGCGAUCGGCCUUCAUGGAACUGGCUCGUUUCGAGGACUGCGGGAUCUCGGCGACACCCAUUGUCGAACUGUACGCGAGUACGCGCCUGGCAUGCUCGAUGCGCUGCUUGGAAAACCCGAAUUGUGUGAGCUAUGAAUUUAACGAGGUGAACACGACUUGUAAUCUUCAUCAAGUGUCAGCUUUGUUGAACCUUGAGGCGAAGUAUGGAUACACAUACGCCGAUGGUGUUAAUCCGAAUGUGGGUGAACAACAUCCGUGUGCUGACAACCCAUGUAACGAAGGUAACCUUUGUAUUGAGGAAUGCGUACCCAAUGGAUUCACAUGUGAAUGCCCAGAAGGAUUAAUGGGCACUUAUUGUGACGCUCUUGCUCCUGUGAACGGUGGAUUCACGUCAUGGGGUGACUAUUCGGAGUGUUCAGACAGCUGUCUUCAAACCAGAUACAGGAACUGCACCAAUCCCAGAGUGGUGGCCAGAGGAAGGGACUGCGUAGGACCCAACACUGGAGUCAGAGAUUGUGGUGUCCCAUGUACAAUUUUCCCCAACAUCAACUGUGUUUCGACGUCGGACUUCACAAAUGAUUAUAACGCAGUGGAACUCGACGACCACGACCAGAUGACUCUAGGAGGCUGCAUGGCGACAUGUCGGGAACUCGGCUACAGGUUUGCGGGUGUAUCUGGGAGCAAAUGUCAUUGCACACGAAACAUGGUGACGACACACUUGGACGAUUUUAGUGCAUCGUGGGGAUGUGAUACGCCGUGCCCUGGAUCGUCAGGAAGCGCCAAUCAUACGUGCGGAGGCGAUGGCCAUGUCUCUGUCUAUGCAACAGGAUCUAGCUAUCGCGGAUGUUACCGUGGGAGGCCGAAGAACAGUAUGGUCGCCAUCGAGCCUGCUGAUCCCACAACGAUGGCGAUGACGACCACGGUAGUAAUGACUACCCUUGACGAAGCAACAACUUUGAACAGGGAAACGACCGUAAACGAAGCAAUGACGACUGCUGGAGAGGCUGGAACAACCAGUGGACCGGUCGGUGGAGCAACUGAAAACGGGACUACUGCGGCGGGAUUGACAGGUGGCAAUGGUACGACCGGAGCCGCUGGUGGUGAGACCACCGCCGCUGGCAACGCUGGAACCACAAAACAAUCGGGUACUACGGAACCACCGACUACCAACGCUCCGACGACAACCGGCGCACCGACCACCGCCGAACCGACCACGACUGAAGGUGUCACCACGCCCUACGUCACCACUGUCAUUCCCUACCCUGGUAUCACCGUCAAUGAAUGCGUGGGCGAGUGCGACGUACUUGGUUUUAUGUACGCCUCCCUGUACAAUGGUUCAUACUGUAUCUGCCAUAACUCGAUGGCCGACCUGGAAGUCGAGUAUGAUGACGAGGCGAACUGCGACAUGGAGUGCAAAGGUGGGAAUGACUAUGGAGGCGGGCUGAUCUGCGGCGGCGAAGGAUAUGUGUCAGUCUACCAGGGUAAUUUCUUAGACACGACAACAUGGACCGACUGGUUCAACGGCGACUCUCCCGCCAGCGACGGAGCCGAUGCAGAGACUCCAGAUGACUUCAGAGCAGCGAAACCCUGGGUGUGCGACAACCCCGUCGACAUCCAGUGCAAGACGACAGACGAUCUUCGCUACGACGAAACGGACGACGUUCUAGCCGUAGCCUGCACCUUGCAAGGCGGGAUCAACUGCACAAAGGAGGAUCAGACCAUCUACUUCAACGUUACAGUCAACGUCACCAACUAUGACGUCUAUGACAUUAACGUUACCAACCAGAUACAGCAAUAUGGCUGCUCACUCUACGGUGUCGCUGCCAACGGGAGCCUGGUCUACCUCGAGCCCUACACACAUAGACCCACCGGUGAACCAACCACUACAGCGUUCCCAGGCACCACUGGUGCACUAACUGGCGCCGCCACCACGGAAAUGCCCGGUACUACCGGCGCCUUCACUAUGGCUAUGAGUACCACCGCCAAUGCGCCGCUGUACCUCAAUACCACCGUGCAGUGCGGUAACGCGACGGUGGAUUUGAUAGGGACAGAGACGAGGAACGAUUCUAUAGUGGUCUUGACGUGGAAGUUGGUUCCGCAAGAAAAUGCUUGUGAAGAUUAUAAAAUCAGGCUCAAAUGUCCUAAAGAGAAAGACAAGGCCAUUGGUUGCUAUUACAACAGCGAUGUUAGUGAGGUCACAACGACUCCCCUCACUUUGGAAUUUGAAACGUGUGUUGCCUCCUGCCGGGACGCCGGGUACCGCUUCACAGGACUGCGCAAAGAUAUCGGAGAGUGCGCAUGCGGGAACAGCAUGGCCAAUCAGGAGACGUUACUUGAUCAGUGCGCACAGACGUGUGGUGAUAACAACGAACCAUGUGGUGGAAUCAGCAAGCAGGCAGUGUAUUUCUCAGGAUGCGCGCUACCCUUUGAAGUCAAUUCGACCAUGAUGACUGGUACACUGAUGCAUAACAAUGAUGAUUCAGACGACUAUGGGAUGUGGUUCUACGCCCUCGAUGAUACUCCGUCUAUAGACUUGGGAAACUUUACCAAUGAAGGAGAGCAGCUUGACUUCCAAGUGGACAUCGACCUUGGGACACCAAGGACAGUGUCAAAGCUUGAAACCAAAGGACUUUUCAUGAGCAGACUGAACUCCUGGACUGGAGUUUCAUCUUUCACCCUUGGCUACCGUCUCAGGGCAGAUCACGAUCUUGAGGUUUUCACAGAGCCUGGCAGUACAGAGGCAACGGUUUUCGAAAUGUCGGGCUUCAGUGGAGUGACGGAGCAUGAUCUGGGCAAUUACUUGAUGGCCAGAUUCCUUUACAUCUACGUCAAAUCCUACACAGACUUCCCUGCUAUAAAACUUGAAGCGUAUGGAUGUGCAGACUAGUCAAACAAAUAUUCAGUAUCUUCAUCGAAUUUCUCCUUUCUCCUUAACCACCACUUAAGGAAUGUUAGGCAUAUGUAAUAACUUUUAUUUUGUAUAUUGUAUUUGAAAAUUAUUCUAUUUAAUUUUGCCAAAUAUAUAUUUUUAUCCUAAAAAAUCCAUGGAUCAUAUUUUAUAUGACAAAUUAUUUAGAGAGAGGUGGGAAGGAAUAAUAUGCAAGAAAUAUGCAGCAAAAGAUUAUUUUGUCAUUUUGUCUCUUUAAGCAGUAUCAAUUAUCCUUUCUACAAGUUCCAGUGUCAUUAGAAUGUUAAUAAUGUAAAUUUUACAAUCAUUGUAUUAAAUUUUUAGUAUGUGACACUUUAAAGUAAAUGUGGCGUACACCAUUUGAAAAUACAUGUAUAUAUGCUUCUAAUUUCUUAAUCUUGAUCAGAUGUUGUGUUUUCAAGGAUGUAAUGCAACUUUAAGUAUUGAGAGAAUGUAUAGACUGGGUAUGGUAUCAUAGUUUGUUCCUUGGACAUAAUAGUGAAUCAAUGAUUUCACCUUUAAAUCUA